This is a messenger RNA of Callithrix jacchus (white-tufted-ear marmoset), 763 nucleotides long. RefSeq names its product putative butyrophilin-like protein 10. Gene Ontology annotation, cellular component: external side of plasma membrane. Gene Ontology annotation, molecular function: signaling receptor binding. NCBI's taxonomy places the organism in Eukaryota, Metazoa, Chordata, Mammalia, Primates, Cebidae. The record is from RefSeq and is a predicted model, not a curated record. Gene Ontology annotation, biological process: regulation of cytokine production; T cell receptor signaling pathway.
AGUGAAUGACCUUUCUCUUCUUUCUCUCUCAGGGCGUUUUUCCUCUGCACCUGUUAGCGGUGCUCCACCUGGUGGUGGCUCCUCUUCCGGUAACAGUGCGUGGCUCCUGCCGGCAGGAAUGGCAGUGAUGAGUGCUCCAGACGCCUUCCAGCCCUUUGUCACCCUGGUCUUCCUGCAGCUUCCACUGGCCAGCAUCUGUCAAAACUGUUGGACAGACCCCUGUGCAAGUGGAGGCAGGUGUCCAGCAUGGCAGGAAGCUGAGACCUCUCCCUGGCAGCGCAGGGCUCAAGAGGGUCCUCCCAGCUUCCGAGAUGAGGGAGGGACAGGCGGGGGAAACCCCCCGGCCUCCCCACACAUGGCUUAACCCAGCCCUUUCUGAUCUGCUCCCCCAGGGAAAGCCAACUUUGAUGUCAUUGGGCCUCAUGCUCCUAUUCUGGCCAUGGCUGGGGGACAGGUGGAGCUGCAGUGCCAGCUGUUCCCCAGUGUGAGCGCCGAGGACAUGGAGCUGAGGUGGUACAGGUGCCAGCCCUCCCUGGCUGUGCACGUGCAUGAGAGAGGGAUGGACAUGGAUGCAGAGCAAGUGCCACAGUACAGGGGAAGAACCACCUUCGUGAAUGACCACGUGGCAGGCGGCAAGGCCACCGUGAGGAUUCACAGCGUCACCGCCUUCGACAAUGGGACGUACUGCUGCCGCUUCCAGGACGGCGCUGAGUUUGGGGAGGCCGUGGUGCAGGUGCAGGUGGCAGGUGAGGCCGGCGGCUAG